AUGGCUACUCAAUUAGCAUUAUUUGCUUCUCUUAUUCUUCCAUUGAUUAUAUCAUGGCUAGGUUUAUAUAAUGAAUGGGUUCCAGAAAUCAAUCGAAGACUACCUAUAUAUUUUAUAGAUACUUUGGCUUAUAUUCCAUUUUUUGUUAUUGGUGGUUUAGGAAUGUAUGCUGUAUUUUCAAUUAUAUAUGGUGUUGCUACAUUUAAUGAUUGUAAAGAGGCACAAAAAGAAUUGAUGGAUGAAGUUAUGGAAGUUAAAAAAGAAUUAAAAGAAAGAAAUAUUAUUUCAUAA
Molecule: messenger RNA, 291 nt
Organism: Strongyloides ratti
Lineage: Eukaryota; Metazoa; Nematoda; Chromadorea; Rhabditida; Strongyloididae
Product: Dolichol-phosphate mannosyltransferase subunit 3 family-containing protein
Exons: 2
Coding region: 1-291 (96 amino acids)
Biological process (GO): GPI anchor biosynthetic process
Cellular component (GO): endoplasmic reticulum membrane; dolichol-phosphate-mannose synthase complex
Source: RefSeq, a predicted model, not a curated record